AUGAUGGCAAGUCCACGAAAACAUCCAACAUACAAAAAUAGAAAACGAAAUGCUUAUUAAAAAGAACCAUCCUCUUCAAACAGCCUUACUAUGCCAACUCAGAAUGAAAAUUAUAUUUCCGUUCCGCUGCGCGCACAUCAACCACUUUUCUGACCUCGUUACAAACCGGAAAAUGGCAACCCAACAACGCAUUCUGAAUCUUCGAACACUGAAUGCCCUGCAAUGGGCAACGCGACGUAAUCCCGCGAGAACCACUGUCCGAGCAAUGCAUAUUGCUUUACGCCCAGCAUGUGUAAGACCUCGUGUUAACACCAACAGAAUCACCACCACUACUGGCCCAUUCGUCAGCAGUUGCAGCAGCAGAGCGCAACAGUUACGAACAUAUACUAUGGAGCACAAGGAUGCAGUUGACUUUGAACAAGUACAACGGAUUGUCAAUGAUAAAGAUACUGAUUACAUUUUGCUCGAUGUACGCGAACCGAGCGAGGUCAUGCAAGGAUUCAUACCAUCUGCCAUCAAUAUCCCCUUGAGCAAACUUCUUCCUGCGUGGACCAUGUCUGCAGAAGAGUUUGAAGAAGAAUAUGGCUUUGAACGACCCAACGAAGAUGACAAGAUCAUUGUUUACUGCCAAGCUGGUAUCCGUAGCGCGAAUGCAGCAGAUUUCCUGCGUGAAAUCGGCUAUAAAGUAGUACUGAAUUACCCUGGAAGCUAUGCCGAUUAUGCUAGCAAAUCAUCAGCCCAAUAGAAUACUUGAAUGACAAUAAAAUGGUCCAAGCGGAGGGGAAGAGCGCGGACGUGCGCAUUAUAGAAGGUGGUAGAUGUGGG
Molecule: messenger RNA, 825 nt
Organism: Zychaea mexicana
Lineage: Eukaryota; Fungi; Mucoromycota; Mucoromycetes; Mucorales; Lichtheimiaceae
Product: Rhodanese-like domain-containing protein
Exons: 4
Coding region: 50-745 (231 amino acids)
Cellular component (GO): mitochondrion
Molecular function (GO): thiosulfate-cyanide sulfurtransferase activity
Source: RefSeq, a predicted model, not a curated record